AUGGCCAGGAACAAGGGAAGCAACAGGGAUGUCAGGCCGGACAGGCCGCCGUCCUUCACAGACAAAACCCUGAGUAACAGCAUCACGAAGGUCUAUGUGGGACCUGACCGUGAGCUGUACCUUAUCUACACCGACCUCCUCCGCUACUGGUCGAACUACCUCGAUGGUGAAUUUGAUGUCUCCAAUUCCGAAACCCUGGACCUGCCAACCGUCAGCCCUGCGGUUUUCCGAGUGUUCCUUGAUUGGAUGCGUUCCGAUGGCGACCAAUUACCGAAGUGGAGUGUUCACGAACCUCGCCAGACAUACGGCGAACCCAUCAAAGUCGGCGAAAAUGAAGUUAUCAAAGAUAGGGUCAACUACUACCACUCACAGCCUGAGAGUGAAGCCCUUGAGUGCUACAUGUUUGCCAUUGACUUCGAGAUCCGGCAGUUCCAGAAUGAUCUCUUCGACAGCAUCUUGGAGAUGAACCCAGACGGCAAUCUCGUCCCUAGCUACAGCAUCAUACUCAAAGUCUGGCAGGCGUCUACUCCUGCUCCACUGCUGCGCAAGUACCUCGUCGAUGUCUUUGCCCGCAACUGGACGUACGGGAUUGAUGCCGGAUGUCGAGAGGAACUCAUCUUACGCAAGCAGGUUCCGGCUGAUUUCUGGCUCUCCGUCCUCCUACUGCGAGAUGAACACGGAGAGAUUGAUGACUACCCUCCGUGGGACGAGGAUCUCUGCCAGUACCACAAUCACACCGAUGAAGAACAGCGCAGCUGCUACUGGCAGAACAUCAACGGCGGAUCGGGAUACUGUACCGACUACACGGACGACGAUGACGACGACUCAAUGCUGGACGAAUACGAGUCGGACUUCAUCGAUGACACUGGUGUUUACGCCGACGAGGUGCCCGGUCGGGAAUUGUCGCGGAUGGAAGAAGAUGACACGGGACCCGUCAAGAUGGAGGCUGAACUGGACCAUGAACAUAACGGUUCUGACAUCGGUGAGACCAGCGGUUCCCUCACUAUUUGA
Diplodia corticola is the source of this 1011-nucleotide messenger RNA. RefSeq lists its product as uncharacterized. NCBI's taxonomy places the organism in Eukaryota, Fungi, Ascomycota, Dothideomycetes, Botryosphaeriales, Botryosphaeriaceae. Bases 1 to 1011 code for a protein of 336 amino acids. The record is from RefSeq and is a predicted model, not a curated record. The transcript has 2 exons.